This is a messenger RNA of Equus quagga, 1466 nucleotides long. RefSeq names its product TatD DNase domain containing 3 (gene TATDN3). The record is from RefSeq and is a predicted model, not a curated record. Lineage: Eukaryota; Metazoa; Chordata; Mammalia; Perissodactyla; Equidae. Gene Ontology annotation, molecular function: hydrolase activity, acting on ester bonds. The transcript has 10 exons. Bases 50 to 874 code for a protein of 274 amino acids.
CGUUCCGGGUAAGGCCACGCGGCGAGUGGCGGACUGCGGCGGCGCGGCGAUGGGGGCGGUGGGCGCAGGGCUGGUGGACUGUCACUGCCACCUCUCCGCCCCGGACUUUGACCGCGAUCUGGACAAUGUGUUGGAAAAAGCCAAGAAAGCCAAUGUUAUGGCCCUUGUGGUGGUUGCUGAACAUUCAGGAGAAUUUGAAAAGAUUAUGCAACUUUCAGAAAGGUAUAAUGGGUUUGUCCUGCCAUGCUUGGGUGUUCACCCUGUUCAAGGACUUUCACCAGAAGACCAAAGAAGUGUCACAUUAAAGGAUUUGGAUGUAGCUUUGCCCAUUAUUGAGAAUUAUAAGGAUCAAUUGUUGGCAAUUGGAGAGGUUGGACUAGAUUUCUCUCCCCGAUUUGCUGGCACUGAUGAACAGAAGGAAGAGCAAAGACAAGUCCUAAUCAGACAGGUCCAGUUAGCCAAAAGACUAAAUUUGCCUUUAAAUGUUCACUCACGCUCAGCUGGAAGACCCACCAUCAGCCUCUUACGUGAGCAAGGUGCUGACAAAGUCCUGCUACAUGCAUUUGACGGUCGGCCAUCUGUAGCCAUGGAAGGAAUAAGAGCUGGGUACUUCUUCUCAAUUCCUCCUUCUAUCGUAAGAAGCGGACAGAAGCAGAAACUUGUGAAACAGUUGCCUUUAACUUCAAUCUGCUUGGAAACAGAUUCACCUGCCCUAGGACCAGAAAAACAGGUACGGAAUGAGCCCCAAAACAUCUCCAUUUCAGCAGAAUAUAUUGCCCAGGUGAAAGGGAUCUCGGUGGAAGAAGUUAUAGAAGUGACCACACAGAAUGCAUUGCGACUGUUCCCCAGGCUUCGGUGCCUGCUCCAGAAAUAGCUUCAAACCAAAUCGACUGCAGGGCCAGCGUUUGAGAAGAAGAAGUGUUCUGAUUAAGAGUCUGAACUGCAGAAGCCGUUAUUUAGGGAUGCAGAGGAUCGUAAUUUUAGAGAAAUAUUUCUCUUAGCAAAACGCUGGGCUUGGAUUCUGAAACCCUGGGCUCUAAUUCCACCUUGCGCCGCUUUUCAGUUAACAGAGUCCUGACAGGGGUUUGGGAAAUGCCGCUGCUUCUUACCUUGCCCCAUUGAAUAGAACCAGUGUGUGAUCGGAAACCAUUCUUGCUGGCAAAGGUGCUCCAACAGGUAAGGAAUAAGUGCUGCUGUGAUGACGUGGAAGAGGCUCAAGGUUGGCCCUUCCCCACUUGUUUUACUUCCCAUAGGAUUUGUCCAGUGAAAGGAGGGCGUCUGGUUUCUUAUCAGAAAUCUUCUCUUUUCUGAGUUUGUAAAACUGAACUUGUAAUACUUUUAACUGGGAAAAUGUAUACAGUUUUCAUUUCGAGCUUAGAUUUUGAUUUACUGAGGCUGGUGGUUUGUAUACUCACCAUUAGAUACCAAGUCCAAGAAUUUAGUUAAUAAACUGGUUUUAAGUUCCA